Molecule: messenger RNA, 422 nt
Organism: Sinocyclocheilus rhinocerous
Lineage: Eukaryota; Metazoa; Chordata; Actinopteri; Cypriniformes; Cyprinidae
Product: inter-alpha-trypsin inhibitor heavy chain H2-like
Exons: 2
Source: RefSeq, a predicted model, not a curated record
AGACUCUAUUUUCGAUCAUUCAUCUUUCUUUUCUUCUCUCUCCAGACGUUCUACAGUCAGGUGUCCUCUCCUCUGCUGAGAACCAUCGCCAUUCAUUUUCCUGAGAACGCUGUGAAUAACGUGACUCAGAAUCGUUUUGACAAGUUCUUCCAUGGUUCUGAGCUGAUAGUGGCUGGAAAACUCCAACCGUCAGACCUCACAACGCUGCAAAGCCUCACCACCGCUUCUGCUGCAAACAUGGACCUGAACAUUCAGACAGAGGCGGAUAUUCAUGGGUUGGACUCUGUGCUCAGCACACAUCAACAUUCCUUCACCGGCUUUGCUCGACAGAUGUGGGCAUACAUUACUGUCAAUCAGCUAUUGGCCGAACGGUGAGAGAAAAACCAACCCUGUAUUCACUUCAAGAGCAGUUUUGCUAUAUU